CGCUGAGUUUGUUGUGUCUCAGGUGAACUACACGCUGCUGGGUCAGAUCUGUAACCUGUGGAGGAACUACGCUGAUAUCCAGGACUCAUGGGACAGUGUGCUGAGCAUCGUCGACUGGUUCUUUGAUAAUCAGGACGUUCUGCAGCCCGCGGCCGGACCUGGCCAGUGGAACGACCCCGACAUGCUGAUCAUUGGAGACUUCGGCCUCAGCAUGGACCAAUCACGUGCUCAGAUGGCUCUGUGGGCGAUCAUGGCCGCGCCCCUCUUCAUGUCUAACGAUCUGCGUACGAUCAGCAGCGGCGCUCGCGCGAUCCUACAGAAUAAGAUCGCCAUCGGCAUCAGUCAGGACCGCUUGGGCAUCCAGGGCAAACGCCUGAUCAAGGAGAAGAGCCAGAUCGAGGUGUUCUGGCGGCCCCUGGCUAAAGGAUCCAGCGCUCUGGUGUUCUUCAGCAGGAGAUCUGAUAUGCCUUAUCGCUACACAACGUCUCUGAAGGAGCUAAGCUACAAGACUGGAGUGUAUGAGGUGUAUGACGUGUUUUCGGAGCAGCUCUUGCCUCAGAUGAAGGACAGCUCAGAGUUUGUGGUGUCUAUUAAUCCGUCCGGUGCGGUCAUGUGGUACGUCAAUCCUGUAGCCGAGUGGCGGAAGGAGGCGGAGCCUCCGCGGUUCAGCGAGAAGCUGAUUGGGCCAAAGUUCCACCAGCAUGCUAAUGAGGUCGACGCCCCUCUGGUGCUUUAAGCUCCGCCCAUCAGGAAUGACCGACGCACUCAGGGACAUUCACUUAAUCUCCUUUUUAAACGUUUUCUUGUGUGAUUUUUUUUUAAUAGGUCUGUUUCUACUGAAUGAUAUUACAACUAUCCGAAUGAAUUGCUAUUUUUGGAUGGAACUGAAUGUUUUUGCACUGACCGACUUUCCUAAGACGCCUGUUAGUGACAUCUAAUUUGUGCACAUUCAAGUUUGAAGCAAGUAUGAAUCAAGAUGUUCAAA
Sinocyclocheilus grahami is the source of this 985-nucleotide messenger RNA. RefSeq names its product alpha-N-acetylgalactosaminidase-like. The transcript is spliced from 4 exons. Gene Ontology annotation, cellular component: cytoplasm. The annotation marks the transcript as partial. Gene Ontology annotation, molecular function: alpha-galactosidase activity. Lineage: Eukaryota; Metazoa; Chordata; Actinopteri; Cypriniformes; Cyprinidae. The record is from RefSeq and is a predicted model, not a curated record. Gene Ontology annotation, biological process: glycoside catabolic process; oligosaccharide metabolic process.